Molecule: messenger RNA, 437 nt
Organism: Trichomonas vaginalis G3
Lineage: Eukaryota; Parabasalia; Trichomonadida; Trichomonadidae
Product: integrase core domain containing protein family
Exons: 1
Source: RefSeq, a predicted model, not a curated record
AUGACACAACAACAAGAAGAAAAGUAUAUACAAAAGAAACGAAGCCAAACACAAAAUAUCAGAAAUUCAACACAAUUUACCCUCAUUCCUGGUACAAAAGUUCGUGUAGUUCUUGACGACAAACCGUUGACAAAGAAACGUUUAAGGUUAAGUAGAAACUAUUAUAUCGUAGACUCUACGCAGUGUAAUGGAUAUCUUAUAAAAGCUGCUGACGACUCUAUUGCGUUUUACCCUCGACAUAAAUUAGUUGAAAGUAGUAAUGGCAAACUUGCUGAAACCAUUGACGAAGCAAAGCGAGGAGUGGUUAUUGAAAUACUUGGCUAUAACAUAAACGAUGGCACUUAUAAAGUAAGAUAUGAAGGAGGCGUUGAAGAUGUUAUACCAUCUAAGAACUUGAGAGAGUCAAAGCCAACACAUCUGGGACCAUUAGAGCGGGA